AGUGUACAAAAAUAGGCAGCUAAAAGUUUUCGCAAUAUCCAAUUUUAAUAAUAUUUUUAAUAUUAUUUAAUUUAACCAAAAUAUUUAGGUUUUGUGCAGGUGAUAGAGAAGGUUUAAGAAUAUCUUGAACAGUGUAGUUCUGAAGGUAAAUAAAGAACAAUCGAUAAAACUGAUUUUUAUGACCACAAUUUAAGGCAUCAUGAUCUUGCUAAAGAGAAUACUACUUUCAUGUUUACUUCUGAUUUCAGUCAUAGCUGAGGAAGAAGAUUUGGAGAGUGAUGUCACUACUGUUGAGUUCAGUACGCACCAUUCCGAGAGGCCUAUUGAAAAUGCGGUGAACGCCAGCAUCGUGACUCCCGAAGAGAUCGAGCCACCCGUGUCUUACGAGAAGGAACGACUGGCUGCCCUCAAAGGAUCCAACAUCACAGACAUUGAAAAGAUUUUAAACAAUAUUACAGAUCCAAUGAUGCCAGAAGCAGAACUUAAUGCCACAGCCAAUGCUACAACAGAAACAAAAAACAAAAUUAAAGUAGAAUGCACUCCCAGAGUCAUUCCUGAAAAUGAGACUGUUCAAGUCGUCUUGGCUAACUCAUCCACACUGCUUAAAGUGCUCUCACCUAAUACUAAUAAGAACACUACAGCAGGGGAGUGCAUCGUUGUCCUAUUCUUCUCUCGACAGUGCGUCUUCUCUGCCAGGAUGGCUCCCCACUAUAAUGCUCUGGCGAGGGUGUUCCCAGACAUCACAUUUUAUGCUGUGGAUAUCAUGGAAACUGGAAAUUUGUAUAUACGCUAUGGAUUAGUGUAUGUUCCAAAUAUCAUGCUGUUCCACAAUUCUAAACCACAUGGAAGAUUUAAUGAAAGUGUGAUAAAUCUGGAGGAGUUGGUGGAUUUCAUUAAAUAUUUUACAGGUUUGGAACACAAUGGUACUCUGAAUGUGACAUCUGCGGAUAUGAGCGGCCCGGUUCCUUCAGUGCUCGUAAAGAAAGUUGAUUACAUAUUGAUAUUUUCUUGGUUUUUCACUAUCUUUUGUCUUGCUCUUACCUUCCUCAAGUCAUCUUUCUGCAAACGCAUGGUGGAAUUCCUACGCAACACGUGGCACGAAGCGAACGCUGCCUCUCAGCACGAGCACGAAGAGUAGUCCUGUUUGUGAUUCGCAGCAUUGGACAAUGCUGAGUUUAACUGUGAUAUUUCUAUGUUUUUGGAAAAACCUGGUUGUUUUCAAAUUUUUUUUUAUUGAUCUUGUCAUAGGCAGGCUAUUGUAAAUAUCAUGACAAUUUAACAGGGUGCAUAGCGUUUUUAAAAAGUGCUCAUUUUUUUAUUUAUGUUAUGUUAUGCCCUUAAAGGUGCUUUUUUUAUUCGGGGUUUGCAAAAAGUGCUUAAUUUUAAAUUCUUUUAAAAAUAGAUUUUUUUCCUUUGCCUAGGUGAAUUGUCAUUCUAAAUUACAAAAAAUGCCUGGUUUUCUCAAUUUUCUCUGCAAUAUUUACCAGAAACUAGUUACUUAAUCUUGAUUAUGUUUUUGAAAAUGUUUUUGAAUUUUAUUGAUUUUAUGUUUAUAAAUUAAAAACUUUGGCUAAAAAUAAUUUUUAUUUGUGCACAGAUCCUAAUUAUAAUUAUUAUUUUUUUUAGAAGUGAUAAGAAAUAUUUUUUGAGUGCUUAUUAUUUGUUGAAAAAUCUGGCUGCGCACCCUGUUUAAUGCUCGUGCAUCAAUAAGUUUGUUUUGUUUGUGAACAUGUAAUAAUAUAAGUGUUUUGUAAUAUAUUUAUUAUAUCAUAACUGAAAAAUUAAUUAUUAAAUUUACACCCCCGGUCCCUAGUUACACUAAUCAGGGAAGUGUGAUAAAAUCAGUCUUGAAAGAUUCUAAGUUUUUGUGAUCACCUUUUUGACUUCUUUUUUUUUACUAAGUCUUAUGUGAUGUGUCUGCAGACUUAACUCUUAUUCUGUUUAAUCUCGCUGUAAUUUUUUUUAAAUGUACAUUUCUGCCAUCUAUGUAAAUCUGGGUUUUGCAUAUCAUCCUUCCAGAUCUAGGAGCAGGGCAUGUGAUUUUCUUCGUGGGAUUCCACGCAUCUCAAGAACAUUGAUUCUUGGACUUCUGCAAAUCAAUACUUACGAUCCAGCAAAAUUUUCACCUCAGUCUAAAAUUUAACGUCAGAAUUAAGUUCUACAAUCUAAAGUUCAAAUUUUGAAUCGGGGUUUUUGAGAUGUUUCCACGCACUUCCGCAAUUUUGAAUUAUUUUUUAGUUUGUCGGAUUUUCAUAAUUUUCAAUAUGUGAAACUGCCAAAAUGCGCUUAUAUCGUCAAUCAUAUUCAUGCAAUUUUAUAACCCAAUAUCACAGUUUGUAUUUCUGCUUUCUUAAAAUCCAAUAUCGCUAUUCUCGUAAGAACUGAGCUUUCUCCUAAAUUAAUUUCUAAUGAAGUGUGAUAUUCUAGGUAACUAAACUAUAAAUCUUAGUUCAAAAAAUUUUAUUAAAUAUGGAUAGUAUAUAAAUUGAUGUCUUGUUAUCUAGUUUUCUCACACUUUUCAAUUGUUUGCAACUUUCCGGGUUUUACUCUUUGUGUCACAAUCAUCCCUGACUCAUGUAUUUUUAUGUAAAACUUUUAAUUAAUUUAGAUUAUUUUAAUUGAGUUAUGUAAAACAUUGUUCUAUGAAUGUUGUUGGUGUCUCUGUGGUUCUGAGCUGUUGCUGUAAAGGGUUCAAUACCAUGUGGUGGCUUGACAGAUUAAUGGGUGUCAACAUGUAUGAUGCAUAAUGUUGACCACACUGUAGAUUGACCUCCUUGACUGACAUUUUGUUGCAAUGAAUGCUGUAUACUGGGUAUCUCUGCACCUGGAAAGUCAUGAAUUUCGGUAUUGAGCAAAAUUUGUCCUGAAAUGUCAUGAUUUUAACUAUUUUUUUCUAAAAAAAUCAUGGAGAUUCAUGGAAUUUAGGUUGCCGAAAAAUCUAAUUUUUAAAAGGGAAUUUCCCAAUUCCAAUUUCAUGGUGGUUCCGAAUAUCUGAAUUUGUAACAAAAUCCCCACUCACGGUCAUAUUUUAUUAAAAUAUAAAAUAUUUUAUGUUCUUUAAAAACUAUGG
This is a messenger RNA of Parasteatoda tepidariorum (common house spider), 3070 nucleotides long. It is a transcript of the gene bug, whose product is annotated as thioredoxin domain-containing protein bug. Gene Ontology annotation, cellular component: cilium. NCBI's taxonomy places the organism in Eukaryota, Metazoa, Arthropoda, Arachnida, Araneae, Theridiidae. The record is from RefSeq and is a predicted model, not a curated record. Gene Ontology annotation, biological process: cilium assembly.